GGGGGAAAAAAAGCCAAGUUACACGAUGAAAAUGAAAAAAUAAGCGGCCCAUCCGCGCGGAUAUUUGCCGCCGCGACCGCGAGCGUCGCGUUUUGUGCCGGCUGACGUCGACCCCGCCUGUAGAAACCCGUGGAACCUUCGAAAUAAGAGCUCGGUGUUUUUCCGCGCGGUUCCCGCCGCGGAGACGGUUCUGAGCGGCUCCCGGGGCGACACGUGGCGGCCCCGGGUGGCCGGGACGGCCGGGGCAGCCUGGGGGGUUUACUACAGCCCGUGUGGACCGGGAGGAGCCGGCAGAGGUCGUUUCCUCCGGCCGUGGAGCCGCCGGAGCCGCGGCCCGCCAUCACGCAGGCGGGAGCUUUUAUUUUCCAAAACUGCUGCUGCAGAUCACGGUGAUCACCUGUCAGGCUCUACCUGCCCCGAACUAAGGAACCUUCAGACUCACAGUUGAGAGGAGGGGAAGCUCCAGCAGCUCAUUCACACAUGGCAGUGAUGGCGCACAUCACCAACCACGGCCGGCUGCUGCUGCAGCGCCUGCACCAGCAGCGGGAGAUGGACUUCCUGUGCGACAUAACCAUCAUGGUGCGGGACGUCGAGUUCAGGGCUCACCGCAACAUCCUCGCCGCCUUCAGCGACUACUUCUCCUGUCAGGCUGAACGGGGUCAAGAGGUCACGACCUUGGACCCCGACAAGGUCAGCCGCUACUCCCUGGAGAAGCUCCUGGAGUUCAUCUACACCGGCCAGAUGAACCUCAGCAGCACCAGGCAGUCGGCCGUGCGGCGCGCCGCCAUCUUCCUGGGGAUGGCGGAGGCCACCAAGUACCUGGAGGAGAUCCCUCACUGGUCGGAGGCCAGCGAGACGUCUCAGUCGGAGGUGGAUAAGGAGCCGGGCGACUCCCCGCCCAGCCCCGGCUCCCCGGGGAGCCCCAGCUCCCCGGUGCCCCUGUCCAUCGUCUCCGUCACGGGGGACUGGCACGACGACGGCAAGGAGGCCGGAGACCAGGACUACAAGCCGGGGGAGGAGGACGUGGAGGAGGAGGAGGAGGAGGGGAAGAGCGACGAGGAGUACACGCCCACCAGGAGCGUGGCCAGGGGGGGCGGCCGGAAGAGAGGCCGGCGGCCGAAGAGCCUCGGCGGGGAGCCGGCGGAGCAGAGCGGCCCGGCCGACCCGACCCCCAAGGCCCAGGGCCACCGGGGGCGGGGCCGAGGGAGGGGGCGGGGCCGCGGCAGAGGCCGGGGGGCGUCCAGGGCGGAGUCCAGGGCGGAGGAGGUGGCGGUGGGGGAUUCUGACGCCAGCGGGAAGGACUUGGGCGACACGUCGGCGGACUGGAGCCUGUCGCUGGACGAAGAGUCUCCCCCCAAGAAGAAGCCGCGGCCGAGCGAGGGGAGGAGGGGGCGCGGCCGCGGGAGGGGCCGGGGGCGAGGCCGGGGCCGCGGCCGGAGGAGGGUGGAGGAGGCGGACGAGGACAGCGGAGAGAACGGGGAGGCGGAGUCCGGGGAGGCGGAGCCUGGGGAGGCAGAGCCCGGGGAGCUGGACCCGUCGGACCCGGCGGGAGAGCUGUCGCUCACCUGCACGGAGUGCAACAAGGUGUUCAAGGACCUGAGCAGCCUGCGGCGCCACGAGAAGAUCCACAAGGGCCUGAAGCCGUUCUCCUGCAUCUUCUGCUCCAAGACCUUCAGGCAGGCCACGCAGCUCAAGACGCACCUGCGCAUACACACAGGCGAGAAGCCGUUCAGCUGCAGCGACUGCGACAAGUGCUUCGCCCAGAAGUGCCAGCUGGUCGCCCACCGCCGCAUGCACCACGGCGAGGAGAAGCCGUACACCUGCGAGCGCUGCGGCUUCAAGUUCGCCACCUCGUCCAACUACAAGAUACACAUCAGGCUGCACAGCGGGGAGAAGCCGUACGUGUGCGACAUCUGCGGCCAGGCCUUCGCCCAGUCCAGCACGCUGACGUACCACAAGCGGCGGCACACCGGCGAGAAGCCGUACCAGUGCGACCUGUGCGGCAUGUCCUUCUCCGUGUCGUCCUCGCUCAUCGCCCACGCACGGAAGCACACGGGUGAGACGCCGUACAAAUGCUCGCAGCUGAAAUGUGACGCCAAGUUCGUCACGUCGUCGGAGCUGAAGAAACACAUGCGGCGACUCCACCCCGACGGGAACUCGGGCGUUCAGUGUCUGCUGUGCGGGAACCGCUUCGCCAGCGUGAAGAACAUGAUCAAGCACCAGGAGAAGGCCCACGCCGACGAGGUGCGGCAGCACAAGGAGCGAGCGAGAGCCGUGGUCCUGCUGGCGUCCAGCCAUCCCGUGGCCUUCGUCCAGAGCAAACUGUCCCAGGAGAGCAAGGGCCUGGUGUCCAUCCCCGAGGGCGAGCCGGCCAACCCCGAGCCCACCACCCCCGACCCCAAAGCUCCGUCUCCCGAGGCCGUCUCCGAGCCGGCGGCCGACGCCACCAUCCAGGACUUCAAGUCGGAGCCCAUCCCCCACCCUCUGUCCUCCGCCGAGCAGGUGGCGUUCGACGCCGACCAGGAGCAGACCAUCAACUCGGACACGCUGCACGCGCUGGUGGAGCAGCUGCGGCCGGCGGCCUCGCCCGCGCCGGGCCUGGAGCAGAUCGUCAUCAUCAGGACGGUGGACACGGCCGAGAGCAACGCCCCCCAGCAGUGAGCGGGGCCCGGAGCAGGAUCCUCCCAGUAGCCAGACGUCCCCGCGUUGCCCCCGAGUUCAGCUCUUCACGGUUCGUCCAUUUCUGUCGAUUACAAAAGAGACGGAGACGCGUUUAGAUGGAAACGCGCAUCCAGAAGCAGCAGCGCAGCGACCUGAUCGGUGUGUUUCAACCCGGAUUCAACGUUCUUCCAGUUAACCAGGAACAUGUUUUAACUCCUUCUGUAGUCUGCUACAGCUCAGACGUUAGUUACGACACCGGCGCUUUAGCGCUUUAGCGCUUUAGCGUUCUAGGACUGUGGUCUAUAAAAGCCUGAGAUGUCAACGUGAUGUUAAACGGAGAGGCUGAAGAUCUUCCCGCCUGGACCGGCUUCCUGCUCCGAGCAGGAGUUGAGCGUCAUCUUUCUACCCAACACACUGAUUAUUCCAGUCCAAAUAAACGAAUCCAAAUCCUUUUGGAUUAUAUUUUUGUCAAAGAAUAAUGAGGAAAUACUUUCUUUCUUUUUUAAAGUUAACUAAAUGAAAAUAGAAAAGAUGAAAAAUAAUGAAAACAUUUUGUCAAACAGUCCAAAACUAAAGGAAAAGCAUUAAUUCAUCUCAUCCAGACUCCAGACCCGUUCCCAUCUAAAAUAACCCCAAAGUUCUGGAGGACGAGUGUUUUUCUCACAAACUUCUGCCGUGGUGUUUUUUCAAAAGCAGGAAUUUGAAGGUUUUUAUGGUCCAGAAACGAUCCGUUUGCAUUAAUCUCCGGGCGCAGAUCGCCGCCGGCGCCCGUUCCUGCCUGUGCGUUGUGACGCCGUCAACGACGUCAACGACCCUCCCUGACUUUUACGUGUGCGUGGUGACGAGGAGACGAACUGCUGUCACAUCCCACGUGUUCUCCAUCGCUCACGUGGCUUCUGUUGCCGUGGCAACGGCCAACAACCGAGUAGGAGGAGCCUCACCAACCUGCAACAGUCAUUUAAGCUUUUGUGUUGUUUUAAAUUUAACUGUAGUUAGUAGGAGCUUCACAAUCACAGUUCUUUUUCUCCUUUUUUACAUCUUGUAGUGUUUCCCAUCUACCGGCGGCCUCGUAGGUGUUAGUGCAGAGCUGUGGACGUAUUAGAAGCCGCUCGUUUUCUCUCCCUAAUCAUUUGUUUCUGUGUUGAGGUUUUAAACUGGCUGUACAUUAGGCAUUUUAGUCAGCUUGAAAGUAAUUUGGUCAUGUCGUGCUUUGUUUUGCAUUACCUGAGGAUUUCCCACGAGUUCAUCACUGUAAAAUAAAAUGAAAUAAAGCUGCCACAGAGCAGGAAAAUAAAGACCAAAAAGGGACGAUCAUCGUUGUGUGGUGGUUGAUUUCUGAGGAUCAUGUCCCACAACAUCUACCACUCUAACUGAAACCUCCCACGUAAACAUCACACAAUAAUAAAGGAUA
This is a messenger RNA of Cololabis saira (Pacific saury), 4072 nucleotides long. It is a transcript of the gene mynn, whose product is annotated as myoneurin. Gene Ontology annotation, cellular component: nucleus. Gene Ontology annotation, biological process: central nervous system development; regulation of transcription by RNA polymerase II. Gene Ontology annotation, molecular function: DNA-binding transcription factor activity, RNA polymerase II-specific; RNA polymerase II cis-regulatory region sequence-specific DNA binding; protein binding. The transcript has 9 exons. The record is from RefSeq and is a predicted model, not a curated record. Bases 481 to 2661 code for a protein of 726 amino acids. Lineage: Eukaryota; Metazoa; Chordata; Actinopteri; Beloniformes; Belonidae.